AUGCUUUUUGCAACCAUUUUGGUUUUUAUAUCUUUUAUUACUUACAAAAUUUAUCAAACCUUAAGAAUACCCACAGGACUUAAAGAUGUACCUACGUUAAGUUAUUUUGGAUUUUUUAAAUCUAUGCUCACUAAUGAAGGUCCUGCCAAACGUUGGGAAGAUUCACGAAAUGUUCUUGAGCAAAAUGGAAUUGGAAAAUAUUGGUUCAAUGGAGAAUGGUGUGUUGUUACUACCGAUUUGGAACUUACAAAAGAUCUAAUUGCGAAAACUGAUUUGUAUCCUAAAACAUCGCUCGAAGAAUCGUUUCCUGGAUCUUUAUUGGCCAGUUACUACGGUACAAACGUAGUAUUUUCCAACGGAGAUGUUUGGAAACGUCAUCGGUAUAAUACAAAUCCUGCGUUUAAAAGUCUACCCAUGCACGUAUUUGAUGAAUCUGCUUUAAAAUUUCUGAAGGUCAUCGAAAAAGUUGAUAAUGGACCAAUAGAGAUAAAAGGUCUUAUGGAUAGAGUGACUUUAGACGUACUUGGAAAAGCCGCUUUCGGAUUUGAUUUUAACAAUCUUGAAGAUCCAACAAAUGAUUAUGUUACUACAUAUCAUGAAGUGACAGAGGAAUGUAAUAAACCAAUAUAUUUUAUUUGCCCAUUCAUUAAAUACAUCCCAUAUUUUAAUCGUACUGAAGCACGUAAAAAAGCCGCAAAGAUGAAUUAUUUAUUUAACGGCCUUAUUGAAAAGAAACGUAAAUCAAUGGAAACAGAUGAAUUGAGUAAAAAAAUAGACAAUAAUUCAGCUGAUUUAUUAGAAUGUAUGAUAAACGUUUCUAACAAUCCGAAAUAUCCCAUGUCAGACGAAGAAAUGCGACAUAAUCUUGCAAUAUUUAUGUUAGCUGGACAUGAGACUA
Molecule: messenger RNA, 898 nt
Organism: Funneliformis geosporum
Lineage: Eukaryota; Fungi; Glomeromycota; Glomeromycetes; Glomerales; Glomeraceae
Source: the annotation of a GenBank genome assembly